AUGUCGUACGGCAGCUCCGGCUCGCCGGCGUGGCUGUGGCUGCACGGCGACCUCGAGCUCACCAUCCACGAGGCGCGCGGCCUCCCCAACAUGGACCUGCUCUCCACCAUCCUCCGCCGCCUCUGCCUCUGCCCACCACUGGCGGGGAUGACGCCGACGCGCCGCCGUUCGCUGUCCGACGACGACGACAGCGCUCACCGCGCCCACCCCCACCCGCACCCGCACCACCACAACCACCAUCUCCGCGGCCGGCUACACCGCCACCACGAGCCACAGCCGCACGGGCACCUCCUGCUCCCGACCUCCGACCCGUACGCGGCGGUGGUAGUGGCGGGGCCGCACGAGACGACGGUGGCGCGCACCUACGUGUUCCGCAACUCGGAGGCGCCGAGGUGGGAGGCCAGCUUCCUGCUCCCGCUCGCGCACGCCGCCACCGGCCUCGAGUUCCACGUCAAGGACGCCGACCCCUUCGGCUCCGACCUCAUCGGCGUCGCCUCGCUGACCGCCGCCUCCGUCCUCGCCGCCACCGCCGACGCGCCCAUCGACAAACAGUGGCUCGAGCUCUCCCGCCCCGACGGCCGCGGCCCGCCCAAGCCCGGUGGUGGGAGCGCCAUCCGCAUCUCCGCCGCCUUCGUCCCCGCGGCUGCUGCUGCGGCGUCCCGGCAGCGCUCCGGCGGCGUGCCGGCGUACUUCCCGCUGCGGCGCGGCUGCGACGUGCGGCUGUACCAGGACGCGCACGUGGGGCCCGGCGAGGUGGACGGCGUCGGCGUCGGCCCCGGGUUCCGGCCCGGGCGGUGCUGGGAGGACCUGUGCAUGGCGGUGCUGUGCGCGCAGCGCCUCGUCUACGUGGCCGGGUGGUCGGUGCACACCAGGGUCCGGCUACUGCGGGAGGCCAUGUCGCCGGAGAUGGCGGCCAAGGUGGCCGAGCUGGAGGAGCUCGGCGGCGAGCCCGUGGAGAACAUGAGCCUCGGCGAGCUGCUCAAGUACAAGUCCCAGGAGGGCGUCCGGGUGCUGCUCCUCGUCUGGGACGACAGGACCUCACACGACACCUUCUUCGUAAAGACGGGAGGCGUGAUGAAGACGCGCGACGAGGAGACGAAGAAGUUCUUCAAGCACUCGUCCGUCAUCUGCGUGCUGUCGCCGCGCUACCCAAGCAGCAAGCUUGGCCUCGUCAAACAAAAGGUGGUGGGGACGCUGUACACGCACCACCAGAAGUGCGUGCUCGUCGACACGCCGGCGUCCGAGUCCACCCGCCGGAUCACGGCCUUCCUCGGCGGCCUCGACCUCUGCGCCGGCCGCUACGACACGCCCAGCCACCGGCUCUUCCGCGACCUCGACACCGUCUUCCACGGCGACGUCUACAACCCCUUGUUUGGUGGGGACAUCAAGGGCCCGCGCCAGCCAUGGCACGACCUGCACUGCCGGCUGGACGGGCCGGCGGCGUACGACGUCCUCAAGAACUUUGAGCAGCGGUGGCGGAAGGCGACCAAGCUCCGGGAGAUGUUCGGCGGCAAGGCGGCGCACCGGAAGGACGACGCGCUGCUGAAGCUGGAGCGCAUCCCCUGGAUCCUCAGCCCCUCCAAGCCCAAGCAGCGGUGCUCUGCCGCGGCCGGCGGCGCCGCAGACGACAACGCCGACGACGACGAGCGGGACCAACCAGCCCUGCAUGUGGUGCAGGACAGCGACCCGGAGCGGUGGCACGCGCAGGUGUUCCGUUCCGUGGACGCCGGGUCAGUGAAGCGGUUCCCGCGUCCCUGGGAGCGUGCCGAGAUGGCGCGGCUCCACCUGGUCGGCGACAAAAACCUGGCGGUGGAGCGGAGCAUCCACGCGGCGUACGUGGCGGCGAUCCGGUCGGCGGAGCGGUUCGUGUACGUGGAGAACCAGUACUUCAUCGGCGGCUCCUACGCGUGGCCGUCGUACCGGAACAGCGGCGCCUGCAACCUGGUGCCCAUGGAGAUCGCGCUCAAGGUCGCCAGCAAGGUCCGCGCCCGCGAGCCGUUCGCCGCGUACGUGGUGAUGCCCAUGUGGCCCGAGGGCAACCCCGGGUCCGGCCCCGCGCAGGAGAUCCUAUUCUGGCAGAACCAGACCAUGGAGAUGAUGUACAGGGUCGUCGCCGCGGAGUUGGACGGAAAAGGUGGCCACCCGCAGGAUUACCUCAACUUCUACUGCCUCGGCAACCGGGAGCCGGCGGAGGACGACGCGGUGGCCGGCGGCGGCGACGGCGGCCACCGCAAUAAAUGGGCUCCGGCGGAUCCGCCCGACGACAGCACGAGCCCCGCGGCGCGUGCGCGGCGGCACCGGCGGUUCAUGGUGUACGUGCACUCCAAGGGGAUGAUCGUGGACGACGAGUACGUCAUCAUCGGCUCCGCCAACAUCAACCAGCGCUCGCUGGCGGGGUCGCGCGACACGGAGAUCGCCGUCGGCGCGUACCAGCCGGACCACACGGGCGCCGACGCCCCGCGCGGGAAGGUGCACGCGUACAGGAUGUCGCUGUGGGAGGAGCACCUGGGGAAGGAGGCGGUCCGGCGGCCGGAGGUGCAGCGGCCGGAGUCACCCCGGUGCGUCCGUCUGGUGAACCGGAUCGCAAGGGACAACUGGGGGAGGUACGCGGCGGACGGCGACAAGGGGCCGCUGCAGGGGCACCUGAUGAGGUACCCCGUGCACGUCGAAGCCGACGGUAGGGUGGAGCCGCUGCCGGGGCACGAGUUGUUCCCGGACGUCGGCGGGCGGGUCGUCGGCGCGCCCAACAAUCUGCCGGACUACCUGACAAUGUAG
Miscanthus lutarioriparius is the source of this 2775-nucleotide messenger RNA. The record is from the annotation of a GenBank genome assembly. Lineage: Eukaryota; Viridiplantae; Streptophyta; Magnoliopsida; Poales; Poaceae.